GAUGCCUUGGAGCGCUAGGAAUUUGGUGUUCUUUCUCGCUAAUGAAAAUCGAAAGGUGGAACCACCAAAAAAAUUAUUUGUUCAUAUUGAUUAUUGACUGACUUGUAACAAGAUUGUGCUUGUUUCCAAACUUGUAUCCGUGACAAGCCACUGCAACCUGCAUCUGCAUCUGCAUAUAUCUAAUUCAUCAAUUGCAAAUCUUCUGAAGAUAUUCCGUUUUACUAUUACCCUUGUGAGAUAUGGCUGACAGGUCACUCAAUGAUCGUCAAGAUGUCCCCAUUUGGAAUGCUAUUGAGGCUGGCAAUUUUAAGCAAGCUCUGAAAUUGCUUGACAAGAGGCUGGCCAAAAAAAGGACGUCUCAUUUAGAGGUACGUGUAAAUGGUGAGAAUCACUUCAGAUUAAAGGCCUCGUCGUUACGAAUUUGAUCAUUCCUCUUCACGUGAUGCAUAAUUAUUCUACCUCGCAAAUAUAACUAAGCAACUUUCCAGGCAUUCAAGAUUUAUAUCAGGUCGCGGUCGUCUGUUCAAUCAGAAAGAGAUGUCGUACUCCCGCAUCUCGAAGAUUUGGUCAAUAAGAAGGUUAUUAUCACGGAUCAGGAAGACAUCGAUCUGUAUGAUGAUGCUUUGGUUAACGCCAUUCCAGAGGCGGGAUCGAUUUGGGCAAGGACAAUUGGAGAGUUGCGAUGGCAGUGUGUCAAGGCAUAUCCCAAACAGGAAGAUUCUGCACUGAAGUCGUUCAAGGCUUGUUUGUCGGAACGCGAUUGGGAACAUGCUCAACAGGUAUUUCAAGCGGUCACAUUCUUCGCCACGAGAAUGCUAAUGAAUGCUUGCUAGAUUGCGAGUAGUCUUGAGAAAACAUUUCCCAGUAAACAUCAAUACGUUUUCUGGAAUAUCUCUUCCUUAUUCUUAAGAUCUGUGAGUAUUGGUACUUGGCAGGAACAUAUUCUAGAGCAUGAUCGCUUACUUGUAACCAGAUGUCGACCGAUCUGCCUAUUGAAAAAAGAACUCUAUGGGGCCGUUUGGCCUUUGGCCAGAUCAGUAAACUUGCCACCGCUACAAUACAAGCAGAUGUAUGUAAACUUCUGCCACACAAAUUUUACUGAUGUUGAUAAAAUUUAUGAUUUUAGAAGUCAAAGUCUCUUCCGACUCGCGCAAUACAUACACCACAGGAGUUGUUACUUCUACAACGAAUCACUGCUGCACAUGGUAAAUUAGAAGAUCAGUUAAAGUAUCUGAAUGAGCCUUCUCUCGGACCCGAGUCAAUAGUAGCUAAAGGGGAUUGGGAAUUAUGGAGAAAUAAAUUACAGCUCAUGGAAGCAUCUCAGCACUGGGAACAACUUUUCGAAACAACUAGUGGUCUUCUUAAACGAGCACGCACGAAGGAUGAACGCGGGCAUAUUAUCGAUGCUAGAAUGGCUGAUUGGGCCGUAUGGCAAGCGUAUCUACGUUCUGCUCUUGCCUUGCAGAGCCCCUCGUAAGUACUAUAAUAUCAAAAACAGGACAAAAACUUACAAAAUCAGAGCUUUAGACAGUGUCUCAAACGAGAUUGCAGCUCAUCUCGAUCCCACAUCUGGAAUCGACAAGACAUGGAGACGAAAUGCAUCUUUAGCCUGGCUUGACUUUACCUUUAAAACUUCUUCUACCGCAUUUGCUAGGGAGGAUUCAGGACCAGACGUCGAAAAGUACCCUAGAGUGACUGCAAUCGUCAAGUAUUUGCAGGACUUUGGAGAUGCCACCACAGCCUAUAGCGAUCUCAGACCUUACUUAGAGCUAUCGCAAACAGAUGAACGGCUUAAACUGCUCGAGAUUUUUGAAAAUGGACUUCAGUUCGGCAAGAAAGCCAAGGAAAAUGAUUUAGAGUCUGAGUUCGAAGCCCUGUCAAUCUCUAAAAACGAAGUAAGUUGUACCCUAAAACCUUGAUCCACCAACCCCUUUCUGAUUUAUAAUAUAGUUUGACAAUGCAAAUGAUAUGACAAGAUGCGUUAAUCUUCACAAAUUGAAUUACCUCGUAAUGAGCAGUAUCCCCGAGCAUGAACGCCGGUCAAACCCACUCCACAAAGUUGGUCAACAGUCAUUUAUUUGCACGUACUGCUCCAGUCCUUGCGAAGUAUACUGUGAUGUGUGUCUCCAGCAACUCUCCAAAAACUCCAUCGCGGCGUACACAUCUGCAAUGAGCGAUGACCGAGUCUCUAAAUCCCUUCUCCCUACAGAUCGGCACCCUGCCGAUGAUUUCUGCACAUUAGCGGCAAUGUGCCUGAUGAAACUCUCUCUCUCUGGCUCUAGCGAUGUCGAAGGACCUCUCAAUAGCAAGAAGAUUGCUUAUGCUCUCCAAGCAGCAGUAUUCCUUGAAUAUGGCUGGUCAAAGUCUAAAUCGAACUCCGACUUCGCACUAAUUUUGGUAAGAAUUUACUCUUCUCUCGGCUGCGGUCAACAAGCUAUGAAAGCAUACCUGCACCUAAGUUUGAAGCAGAUACAGCUCGACACCCUAGGUUACAUUAUACUUGAUAGGAUCUCUUCCAUGCAUCCCCAUCCAUUUCCCACUGCCCCGGAUGGUUCAUCUGAGAAUCUGAAGCCCCUGGACCAUCUCAAGAAUCAAAGAAAGAUGUACAGGAACUGCCGCCAUCAGGUUUCUAAUAAUACCUGGAAAGCGUUUGAGCAUGGAAGUUACAACACAAUAUUCCAGUUCCAAGAGUUUUCUAACAUUAUUACAAAAACAUCAUCGGCAGUAUCUUCUGCUGUAGAAACCACAAAGAUAUCGCGACUCUUAAAGCAGGACGCGCCCUCUGACGUUUUUGACAUUCUUCGUAAGCUUGCCGCAUCAAUUUUUAACAAUCAAAACAUAUCUAACAUGUGCCUAGCAAAAAAUCCGGAGAUGCUAGAUAAAUUCUCAGACUCCAACGACUAUACUUCAUUUCCGGACUAUGAGUCUACCUUGGGCACGGGGCUUGAGGAGUUGACCCGGUUUGCACCAAGUCCGUCUGUAAGUUUUCGUAACAAAAUUUCGCUUGCACCUAUUAAUUCCGCCCAGAGCAACCGAAGCCGUGUAGACCUGCUUGUUGAGAAAUUGAUCUCCAUAAUAAGUCCCGAAUCCACAUGUACUCCAAUCGACCUUUCGUCUUUCAGAGAGAUCCUUUCUCGAGUAUCAACUGAGUUGCACAAACAAGCAGGAUCCAUCAAAACCAGCCCAGACGGAUCCUUCUUGACACACUCUGAAACAGCAGUACUCGAGGCAUACACCGAUCUCGCUUCCAUCAUAACCAAAGCCUGCGACCCCACCGCAUCAUCCGCUGCAGAUUUCCAAACCUCGCUUGAAACCUCCAAUAAAUCCCUUUGCACAAAACUAAAACAGCAUCUCUCCUUUAUCGAAGGAGCUCAAAACGCAACUCCAGCUUUGUGGGACACUCUUCAUAUACUCUACACAGCCUAUGAUCUCGCAUCCACCAUCAUCAAUGCUACGAAAUUCCUUUUGCAGAAAGAUCUCAAAGCUCAUAAAUAUCAGAUAGAGCAGAAUAAAGCUUUGGUCGAAAGCGCGAAAUUGGUAAUGGAAGCAGUAGCUGAGAAGUCGAAGGGAAUUAAGAAUGGAUUGGAUGAAAGUGGGUGGAUUGAUCGGGCGUUGGAAACUAUGGAGGUUGGAGAUUCUGGGGAGCAGUUAAGGAGUUUGGUAGGGGAGAAUUUUAUUGAAGAAUGGGCUGGUUUUGUGGUAGAGGGCUGGAGAGAGUCAGUUACUGGACUGGGAAUGUUGAAAGUUUAGAGGUGGUAUGGAAGACUUGCAAGAAAAAUUCGUGGCGAUGCAGAUACAUGUCAAAAUUACGGAUAUGCGAUGACUUGUAGAUGGACUAUAGUUUGACUGUAGUUGGUCGAAUUUUUCAGUCCUCUGCUCACAUAAUGUUCACGCAUUUAUCAAAGAUUCCUCUCAAACUGAUGUUCAUAUCACGUUAAAUU
Sclerotinia trifoliorum is the source of this 3941-nucleotide messenger RNA. The record is from the annotation of a GenBank genome assembly. NCBI's taxonomy places the organism in Eukaryota, Fungi, Ascomycota, Leotiomycetes, Helotiales, Sclerotiniaceae.